UUUGUCUCUUGGGGCCAUAGGGUUCACCAUUAUUUGCAGGGCUAGUUGCAUUAGGAGGAGAAAUCAAAGACAAGUCAGGUCUGGUCUUGGUGUGAUCUUGUUUAUUUGCACAGAGCGCACACACAGUUGUAGUUUCUGAACACAGCAGAAAGAGUCACAGGCAGUUUCCUCGCUCCAAAAUCCCCAUGCCUGCCCUCCAGUGGGCUCUGUGCCCAAGAAACUCUGUCCCUCUGCUUCCUCUAAGAGAUGGUCUACACUGCAGAAUUAGGUCGACCUAAUUACAUCGCUCAGGGCUGUGAAAAAUUUCACAUCCUGUGUGAUAUGCUUAAGCCAACAGAAGCUCCAUUGCAGACACUGGUAGAACUAAUGAGACUGAGGCCCAGUGGGGGUUCUCCUCUCAUGCACACAGGAAGGGAGAAAAAUGCCCCUGCCUUUGUCCAAGCCCUUGAUAGUCACCCAGUCCCCUCUCCCGCACACUCUGGCUCUCCUGGAAGCUCUAGGAGGAGACUCCUGCUCUAGAUUCAAGGCAGGCUGAGCAGUGCACUGGAGCUGCCAUGGCUGGGUCAGAUGAUAACGAGCUUCCCAAGAUACCUGAAGAGGAUAUGGAAGCACUGAAGGCAGCUGUUGGGAAAGGAAAUCUCAAUGAAGCAGCUGCUAAUGCGAAAGAGGCUCUGGAGAUGGCUGAUAAAAUCACUGUCAACAUCGCUGUCACGGGGAAGACAGGCUCUGGAAAAUCGUCCUUUGUCAAUGCCAUCCGGGGCCUGGAGGAUACAGAUAAAGGUGCUUCUGAGACGGGGGUGAAUGAAACGACAAUGGAGCCCACUGCUUACCCACAUCCUACAUACCCAAAUGUAACCAUCUGGGAUCUGCCAGGGAUCGGGGCCCCAAAGUUUGAACCAGACACGUACCUCAAACAGGUGCAGUUCAGCCGCUACGACUUUUUUAUCAUCAUCUCCUGCACCCGCUUCACAUCCGACGACAUUCAACUCACCCAGGAGAUCCAGAGACUGGGGAAGAAGUUUUACUUUGUGCGCUCCAAGGUGGAUCAGGAUUUGACAAAUGAAAACCGAUACUAUGACGCGGAGGGAAAACUGAAGCAGAGCAAUGCUUCUGUGAAAAGGCCACAUCAGUACAGUGAGAGUGCGAUCCUCGAGGGCAUCAGAGAGAACUGCAUCCAAUGGCUGAAAACAGGAGGGGGGCGCUCCCCACGGGUUUUUCUUGUAUCUAGAUUGGACUUAGGCAAGUACGAUUUUCCCAAAUUGCAGGAAACGCUAGUGGAUGAGCUCCCCAGUCACAAGAGACUCGCUCUUCUACGAUCUCUGUCCAAUACUUCUAAAGAAAUCUUGGAGAAGAAAAAACAACAGCUGCAAACACAGAUAUGGUUUAAAAGUGUGGUAUCAUGCGCAGUUGCUGCUAUUCCUCUCCCGGGUCUCUCCAUUGCUUGUGAUGCUACCAUACUGGUGACGUCCCUGAAAGAGUACUGCAGGGACUUCGGUCUCAGUGAAAAUGCUCUUGCUAAACUUGCUAGGCAGGCUAACAAGCCUAUUGAAGAACUGAAGGCCGUUAUAAAAUCCCCUCUGUGUGAGGAAAUAACAAAAGAUCUUGUAAUUAAAAUACUAACCAAGUGCGCAGCUGGGGCAGUGCAAUAUGCUACAUUGUUUUUAAAAUUUAUACCCGUGGCAGGUGCUGUGGUAGGUUCUGUGGCAGCUGCAGCAGUUUCUCUCCCUACCACAUACUUAAUGUUGAAGAGUUUCCUGGAUGAUGUUGCUGCUGAUGCUGUACGAGUUCUGGAGGUGGUUAUGGACGAAGCCAUUUCAAACUUGGAGAAAAAGGACAAAAACACCCGCACCCCUUGAAAGGAAGAAACAUCAGCACGUGGCUGGAGCUCGGAGCUCAAAGUCUCAUAAAAUUGCUGCCUUUCUGCAUCAGGUGGGAAACUUCACCAGAACUGAGCUCUGAGCCCCAUUUCCACUGAGGUCUCCCACCCACCAUGACAUAUUGAAUUUAAUUCAGCCAUAAAAUGGACAGGGGGGAUUCUGACUGACCCUGUUCUUUUCUUUGUCUUCAUUUCCCCAGCAAAAGAGGCCAAGUUGUGAUAAAGCUCCACAGGGUCCCGAGUGCCUCACACUCUCUGCAGGGACCUCAGGGAAUGGUUAUUUCAGGCCCCAGCAGAGAGCAGGGCCAUGGCAGAGCCCAUCAAACUCUUCUCCGGGAAAUGACAGGGAGCGACACCAACGAUGACUUGUUCUAGCCACAGAUUUUCCAUUUCUUGGUUCCCGUUGCCCUGAAAUUGCAGCCUGGGCUUGGGCAUGUGAGUAAAUUCACUCAGACACAAUCGUAAAAACCCUAAA
Molecule: messenger RNA, 2351 nt
Organism: Gopherus evgoodei (Goodes thornscrub tortoise)
Lineage: Eukaryota; Metazoa; Chordata; Testudines; Testudinidae
Product: interferon-inducible GTPase 5-like
Exons: 2
Coding region: 555-1856 (433 amino acids)
Cellular component (GO): membrane
Molecular function (GO): GTP binding; GTPase activity
Source: RefSeq, a predicted model, not a curated record